AUGGCAUAUUUAGGAAUAUUUUUCUUGUUUAUCUACUGCGUUUACUUAACUCAAGCAGCUGAUAAAUAUACCGAUGAGAACAGACCUUACGAGUUUGGGUUCACAAUAGAAGGAGAGCAGCACAGACACGAAAAAAAAGAUGAAAAUGGGAUAAUCAUGGGUGAAUUUGGUUUCAUCACUGCUGAUGGAGUGUAUCACGUAACAGUUUAUGCUACCGACGAAAAUGGGAAUUUUAAAAUUUUGUCUAUGAAAAACAUCAGAGUCAAACCAUAUCCUACAUCGUCAGGCGCGGAAGCCAAAAAGAUAGCCUCUGUAAAUAAUUCUGCUAAGACGAAAGAUUCAAUCCCCGAACCAUCUAAGCAAGAAACAAUUAUUAAACUUGAACCUCCAUCACCUGCAAAAUCUUGUUCUCAUUGUAGUCUCCCUGCUACUACUACAUUAUCACCAAAGUUAUCAAAGGAAGUUUCAUAUACUUCUAAUAAACAUUCAUUAGAAAGCAUUACACCAUUUUAUGGGAACCAUGCUCAAAUGAAACAAAUGUCAAUAUCAGAAAAUAUAAAUCAUAUGCAGCAAAACUACGAUUCAAGCACUACUUCGUCGUCCUUUGAGAGUCAAUAUAAUAGUGAACAAAAACAAAUCAAUCAGAAUAUUGAAAAAGAAAACUCUAUCGUGAAUAAGAACGUUAAUUAUCAGGAAUAUAACGAAAAUUCACGGUCACCCCAGGCCUAUUCCCAGGAAAUUGUAAACGGAUAUUCACAAACGGGAAUAUAUUCUAACGGAUUAUCCCAAAACAAUGAUCGAGGUAGUGAAGAAUUAUUGGCUCACCAAAAUAUUCUUCCUAAUACAGAGCAACAGAAAUUGAAACAAGAAGAAUCGCUUCCUAGUAAUGGAAAAAAUUACAAUGUUGCUCCUGAAACUGAAAAUGUAUCACCACUGUCUAAUCACAAUAUUUCUCCAAUUUCAAGACAUUUAGAAGGCCCUAUAAAUAAUGAUAACUAUUUACAGAAACAAAGCACAUUAGAAAAAAAAACAACUUCCCAACCUGGGAACUGUAAACUUCCUACUCAAAUAAAUACAAAAAGCGACAGAAACCCAAAAACUUUUGCUGACUUUAUUCAGGAAGCAGUAGAACCUGAAAAAGCAACAAAUACAGGUCCUAACAUAUAUAGACCAUCUUUACCAAACUUAAGUGAAUUUUCUGGUAAACCUGAAUUAUUAGCAGCACAAAUUCAAAAAGUAGAUAAAAAUACCGAUAUAAAUCACUUAAAUCCUGGUGAAAGUAUCGGUCUACCCAAUGGAAUAACCAAAGAUGAUAUGUCUAAUCUCCUUUACACCUUUAAUUAUACAGUAGGAUUUCAUGGUCAUCAUGAGAAAGGCUAUGAAAAUGGUGUGAAACAGGGUUAUUAUUUUGUAACUGGUAGAAAUGGUAUAAGGACAAGAGUUGAUUAUGUAGCCGAUGAAACUGGUUUCCAUCCAAAAAUCACUCAGGAAGUUUUAGAUAUACUUUCAGAUGACGUACCCAAACCUGAAACAGAAAAAGAUGAAAAAUAUGGACUCAAAGGAUAUGAAUUCAAAUGGCUGUACUUUCCACUUGAAAAGCAUUCAAAAUAA
Messenger RNA from Danaus chrysippus (African queen), 1611 nucleotides. The record is from the annotation of a GenBank genome assembly. Lineage: Eukaryota; Metazoa; Arthropoda; Insecta; Lepidoptera; Nymphalidae.